Sorex araneus (European shrew) is the source of this 1257-nucleotide messenger RNA. RefSeq names its product eukaryotic translation initiation factor 4E family member 1B (gene EIF4E1B). Bases 1 to 891 code for a protein of 296 amino acids. Gene Ontology annotation, cellular component: eukaryotic translation initiation factor 4F complex; cytoplasm. NCBI's taxonomy places the organism in Eukaryota, Metazoa, Chordata, Mammalia, Eulipotyphla, Soricidae. The transcript is spliced from 8 exons. Gene Ontology annotation, biological process: translational initiation. Gene Ontology annotation, molecular function: translation initiation factor activity; RNA 7-methylguanosine cap binding. The record is from RefSeq and is a predicted model, not a curated record.
AUGCGGGCCACAGCUGCCGACUGCCUGAUCUGUCUACCCCAGACAUCCGCGCGGGGCACACGGCCACGCUCGCCGACCCCCACCCUCACCCCACCCCCCGACGGACACGGUCCCGUGCACAUACAGGACACUCAGGCUUUUGCAGACCCGGAACGACAGACCACAGGGGCUGACAGUGCCACCCAGGACUGGGAGAAGGAGGCGGAGAAAGAGGAAAAGAAAACAAAGGAAGCUGCAGGAGCGUCUGUGGGGAGGGGCACAGGGACCCCCAAAUCUCCCAGGGCUCCGCUGGGCCUGAGAAGGAAAGGCUGGGAGGAAAGUGCUCCGGGACUCAAGAUUCUACUGCACCCACUCCUGACCAGGUGGGCUCUGUGGUUCUCCAAAAAUGACAGAAGCCGAGCCUGGCGUGAUAGUCUGCAGCUCAUCACCAAGUUUGACACGGUGGAGGAUUUCUGGGCAGUGUACAGCAACAUCAAGCUGGCCAGUAGGCUGUCCACGGGCUGUGACUACGCCCUGUUCAGGGAUGGCAUUGAACCCAUGUGGGAAGACAGCAUGAACAAGAAGGGUGGACGCUGGCUGGUUUGCCUGGCCAGGCAACAGCGACACACGGAUCUGGACCGCCUGUGGCUGGAGACGCUGCUGUGUCUGAUUGGGGAGAACUUUGCAGAGCAUGGACCGGAAGUGUGUGGAGCUGUUAUCAACAUCCGCACCAAGAGGGACAAGAUUGCUGUGUGGACCAGGGAGGCAGAGAACCAGGAGGGUGUCCUGCAUAUUGGGCGUAUCUACAAGGAACGUCUGAGGCUCUCCUCCACGGCCAUCAUUGGGUACCAGGCUCAUGUAGACACAGCUGUGAAGAGCAGCUUCUUACCCAAGAACAAAUUCAUGGUGUGAGGGAUCCGGAGGGUGCUGGUUGCACCACCAUCUUUGGGCAGAACUCAUUCUUUCCUCUCCCGAGGUGAAACACAAAACUUCUGUUAUUGUUGGACUCUGCAACACCCAGCAGAGCUCAGGGGCUAUUCCCAGCUCUUAGGCUCAAGAGCAUCCCUGGUGGGAAUCACUUGAUGGUGCCAGGGAAACUAACCAGGGUUGGCCACAUGCAAGGCAAGUGCCUUACUUGGUACUCUAUAGAUCCACAAACUGGAGUUAGUGCUCAGCAAGAGGGCAGAAAACCACGUUCCUUGUGUGGUGGGGGAUAAGGGAUCAGUGGAUCUUUCUAGGAUCCAGCACUGUUCUCUGUGCAGGUCCUGGUGGGAAGAA